GGAGGCACCGCACAGUGUUACCAUUGUCACACUAUUCCGGGCUCGCAGCAUCCUUCCACUUACUCCAUCUCCAGUUACCAUGCAGGAUGACGUUAAGGAGAACGAUGGAAGUUUGUUUGGUGACCCUGACCAAACUUCUCCUGAGAAGAAAGAUGGUAUGAAGUGGCAGAAGCCUCGCUUGACCCGCAGGACUCUGAUGAAAUGUUGUCUGGUUAAAUGGAUACUGUCCAGUACAUCACAACAAGGUCCAGAUAGCAGUGACAGUGAGUUGGAGUUAUCGACAGUACGCCACCAGCCGGAGGGACUGGAACAGCUUCAAGCUGUCACCAAAUUCACAAAGAAGGAACUUCAGUCUUUAUACAGAGGAUUUAAAAAUGAGUGUCCUAGUGGAUUGGUGGAUGAGGAAACCUUCAAGCUGAUCUACUCACAGUUCUUCCCUCAAGGAGAUGCCACCAUGUAUGCUCACUUUCUGUUUAAUGCCUUUGACAUGGACAGAAGUGGUGCCAUCCGGUUUGAGGAUUUCGUGGUUGGAUUGUCUAUACUACUACGGGGGACCAUCCAUGAAAAAUUAAAAUGGGCUUUUAACCUGUAUGACAUAAAUAAAGAUGGAUACAUUACCAAGGAGGAGAUGCUGGCAAUAAUGAAAUCCAUCUAUGACAUGAUGGGACGUUAUACAUACCCCAUGCUUCAAGAUGAUGCCCCCAUCGAGCAUGUGGAGAGGUUCUUCCAGAAGAUGGACCGAAAUCACGAUGGAGUAGUAACCAUUGAUGAAUUUCUGGAGACUUGUCAGAAGGAUGAAAACAUUAUGAGAUCCAUGCAGCUCUUUGAAAAUGUGAUCUAGAAGAUCUUGCAUUCCACCCAUGCCAGCACCAGAACGGACCCAUCUGACAGAGUACGCCCAAGACUGGAUCCCAUCCACCGCCCUUCUUUCUUGUGUCACCAACAGUCCAUGGAUGGUGUAAUCUCUCUCCCAGGGAACGGACAAUCCUACUUACUGCCUGCCUGUUUGCACUGAUCCCUUCCUACUCCUCACCGUAACAAACUCACCUUUCUAAGGACUGUUUUAUAUUAUUACAGAAAAAAAAGCACAUUUAUCUCUGCAAGAGCCAGGAUUCUUAAAUCAGGGAUUUUUACAGAAAGCCGCUCUUGCCUGUAUCAGAUGUGGGACAUGUGAACCAUUCCCCCAACCCCAUCCCCCUACAAAAAAAAUGAAAAGAAGAGAUAUAUUUGAUGGUUUUAAAAAAACAAAACAAUGAAUUAUAUGCAGAUAUCUGCAUCAUGUGCUUCCUGAGAUCCUGCCAAAUCCCUGUCACCUCAGCGCUAUGUUUGCAAAAAUAAAUAGGAUGGCCUCUUCCAUUGCCGAUUGGUGGCACUGUAACCUACCGGCACUAGAAGAGUAGACCUGGUACAGGUACUAUGAGUAUUGUGCUUAUGCCUUCCAUUUCCUUUUCCUUUUUGGUAAAACAAACUACCAUUAUCUGAGUGCAUGUCCUCUACAAGAUCCCAAUCCACGUAUAGAGUAGUACAUCAUUGCUGGAGCUUGUGCUGGCCACACCAGUUGCCAAAAAUAAGCAGAAAUCAUUAUUUUGAAGAGGACCUGUUUUUCCUUACAUGUCUGUUUUAGGCUACGUUAACACUAUGGAUUUUCUGAGCAGAAUGGCGCUCAGAAAUUGUGCUUGGAAAUUCCAGGGUAGUAGCCUCUGAUUGUCUUCAAUGGGAUUCUGCUGCAUCUUGCACACAGCAGAAUUUCCGCAGCUGAAAAUUCCGCCACACAUUCAAAUUAUGGACUGAUAAAUGAUUUUGGCACUGCUUGCAGCUGAUGGAAUCUCUGCCCCAAUUAUCUCUGGGGGUGAUCUCCGUAGUGUAAAUACCUGUAUAACACAUGAAAAAAAAAACAAGCCUGGAACUUUUUUUUCCUUAGAACUCUACAUUGUGUUGUCCCUUUGUAAGGGUAUGUUCACAUGGGUGGAUUACCUGCGAAAUUUCUGCAGUGUAUUUGCUGCAGAAAAUCCGCAGCAGAUUUUGCUACCAUUGACUUCAAUGGGUCAGCAAAAAAUCCACAAUAGAGGCAGAUUUUCUUUCAGACCCACUGGAGUCAGUGGUAGCAAAAUCCGAUGCAGAUUUUCUGCACAAAUACACUGCAGAAAUUCCGCAGGUUAUCCACCAGUGUGAACAUAAUCUUAUAUUUUUCGGAAGAUUAAGGUUCACAAUUCUUGUGAAUUAGGUACAUCCCUACAUAGUCUGAUUAUUGGCAUACACACAGCACUGACUGGACAGUGUCAGAGGGGGUUCACACUAGCCUAAUACGGUCAUAUCACAGUCACAUUACCACCACAAAUGCCGGCCUUAACUGCAAGUCUGAUGACAAACUGACAGCUGUCAAGUCGGGUCAUCGGAUCCAAGGUCAGGACUAGUCUUGUGGUUAUAAUAAGGCCAUAGAAAUAUGUCCUUAUUAGGUUAGUGUGAACCCAACUGUAUAGUACAUUUUUUUCAUCCCUUUUCUCUAUGUACAGUUAUUACAUAUAUAUUGGCCAGUUUCUGGGCCAUUUUUAUGUCUCUCUUUUGCAGAUAUGAAAUUAACCUAAAAAAGUGAAUACUUACCUUAAUGUGAUCCCUGGUGCUCCUGUGCCGAUGCUCUCCUGGUGUUCUUUGGUCUCUAUUUUGCGGCCUUCAGUAAUCCCAUGUCAACACAUGAACAUCGCAGCCUGGGAUUGUCUGUAGCUGUCACAGUAGACAUAACGCAUUAUGGCUGGAGGCAAAAAACAGAGAGAGAUCCAGGAGACAUCGCCAUGAGAAUACAUAUAUAACAUAUAUCCACACCUGAGAGUUCUUCUACAGAUCUACAGGUAAACUGGACCCACAAAACUAGGAUCCGAUUGUGGACUCAUUCUAUCCAAUUGAAAUGGAUGAGGAAAGUCCACAAUCAGUCCAUACACAAUACACAACAGAAAUUGGCAUCCUGCAAAUGUAGAAAUCCACAAGUCAAUGGAGGAAAUGUGUGCGGCGUGUGAGUGAGAUCUGUGAGGAGAUUUGCUGCAUCUGCAAUCUAUGAAUAUGGAAAAUGUGGAGGGUUUCCAGCUCCUGAACGUACUCUAAAUCAGGUUAACAUUUCAUUUUCUUGAGGAACAACAGAGGAACCACACAACACACGCUAAGAAAAGCUAAGGCAACGCUGUCAUUUUUUUGAGGAAUACACAUAUAUAUUAAGACAGACAUGUCAGGAAAGAUGACGGGUCUUCUUUAAGAAAUGGUCUGAGAUGGUGAUACCAACAUGGAAAUAAUUGUUAUGAGAUAAUGGAGGCAAUUGAAGGACCAGCUUCACCCCACAGACCGGAGCAGGGUUUCUUUAGAUAUGUGUUGUAUGUGGCUGAGGAGAGUUUUUACAUUUAUAAACUUCCCGUUCUCCACAAACAUUUCCAUUCUAUUCUUCUCCAGCUCCCUAUUACACUGUAUAGAAAAUGGAUGAAGCAGAGUGAUAAAGGCCGGGGUAGGUUUGUUUAACAGUGCAUUAGGCAGUGUCCAUAUGAUGUACAUUUCAGGGGAGCCCCCAACGUGUAUCUGAUACAGUGGCAUCUAUCAUACAUAGGCUCCUAUAGUAUACUACAGAAUAUACCUUUUUCACAGGAUCCAGUUGAAUGGAAUAGGGUGGCGGUCCACACUACUACAUCCGGUAGAUCCUGCUGCACACGUCCCAUAGAGGCCACAAUGACACACUUUUGGCCUCUGUUGGGUGUAUGGUUGUCUAUGAAUCUGUUUAACAUAUGCUGGAACCUGUCCCGGUGUUGGCAUUAAAUGGAAUAGACUGUAUACUGCUUAACGCAGUCGGAAACCAUUGCCAGCUAUAGAUGCCCAUCUAGAUAGAGACAAAUGGACUUCAAAGGUGCGGUGGGUCUUUUGCGGCGCUGACUCGGAACAGGCACAUCAGGUGAGUAUAAAAGGUUUAUUAAAAUGCAACGCGUUUCCCCGCACAUGUGCGGCUUCAUCAUGCAUGGUAAUCACAGGAAAUCAGAGUGUGUUCACUCCCCAAAAGACAGAAUAGAUACACCCCUGGAAAUCAGAGCAUGUUCACACAUCAAAAAACACAUUUGAUCCUGACAUCUAUUAUGAUAUAGCCAUUCUCUUUAAUGAGUCUGGUAUAUAAAAAAUAGACACACCCUUGGAUAUCAGAGCGUGUUCACACACCAAAAGACAGAAUAGAUAUACCCCUUUAAAAUCAGAGCGUGUUCAGACACCAAAAAACACAUUUGAUACUGACAUCUAUUAUGACAAUAUAUAACCAUUAUCUUUAAUGAGUCCGGUAUAAAAAAUAGAUACACUCCUGGAAAUCAGAGCGUGUUCACACACUAAAAGACUGAAUAGACACACUCCUGGAAAUUAGAGCGUGUUCACACACCAAAAAAAAAAAAAAACAAAUAUUAUGCACAGAUCUGCUUACCUCCCACAGUAAGUUUGCAUGCUAUGCUGAAAGUUGUUAUGAUGUGUAACUUGUAUUUUUUGUAACUUUAUAAUCUUUUAUUCCUGAUACAAAAGUUGUUAAAGAGUCUGUAUAUUAG
Hyla sarda is the source of this 4553-nucleotide messenger RNA. It is a transcript of the gene KCNIP3, whose product is annotated as potassium voltage-gated channel interacting protein 3. Bases 80 to 841 code for a protein of 253 amino acids. Lineage: Eukaryota; Metazoa; Chordata; Amphibia; Anura; Hylidae. Gene Ontology annotation, biological process: negative regulation of transcription by RNA polymerase II; regulation of potassium ion transmembrane transport. Gene Ontology annotation, molecular function: RNA polymerase II cis-regulatory region sequence-specific DNA binding; potassium channel regulator activity; calcium ion binding. The record is from RefSeq and is a predicted model, not a curated record. Gene Ontology annotation, cellular component: nucleus; voltage-gated potassium channel complex. The transcript has 9 exons.